AUGGAUUUAUUGCAUGCAGCCGAUUCGGGUCGUUUAUCAAUAGUUAAAGAAUUAGUAUCCAAAGAUAGUUCUUUAAUUCGUAAUUGUCGACAUGUAGAUGCUAAAAAUCGAGCUUUUAAUGUCGAUGGUACAGCUAUUCAUUAUGCUUGUCGAUCUGGUCAUUCAAAUGUUGUUAAAUAUCUCAUAAAACAAGAUCCAUCAAUUAUUAAUGAUCUUGAUUGUGAAGCUUGGACACCAUUACAUUAUGCUUGUUAUAAUGGACACUUAGAUAUAGUAAAAUUCUUAUUAGAAUCCAAAGCUGACGUUACUUUACGAGAUAGUUAUCUAUUUCAAACUCCCAUACAAUUUGCUAUGUAUAGGCUAUUCGAAGAUAUUGUCUAUUUAUUAGAUCCCAAUGCAGAAUGGACACGUCGAAACGCGGAUGAAAUAUCAACGAAAGGAAAAGCAUCAGUAUUUCGUAAAAAUUCAAAUUUGUUUCUAGGAAGAUACAGUUUAAAUGAAGACCAUAUCAAACAAAUUCAAUUAUUUCGUAACGAUCCACAAUACAAUGAUAUUGAAUUAAGAAAAAUUCAAGACAAUGAAUUAUCUAAGCUCAAUGUUCGACUCGUAUUGACACACGAUUUUAAGAAACAUAUUAGUCAAACAGUAAGUUUAUCAUCAGAUGCCGACGAUGAUUCAUUUUUAAGAUCGUCAUCAACAUCAACCAACGAGCACAUCAUGGUUUUUAAAGAUGAAUAA
Molecule: messenger RNA, 738 nt
Organism: Rotaria socialis
Lineage: Eukaryota; Metazoa; Rotifera; Eurotatoria; Philodinida; Philodinidae
Source: the annotation of a GenBank genome assembly